Messenger RNA from Brassica napus (rape), 2808 nucleotides. RefSeq lists its product as uncharacterized. NCBI's taxonomy places the organism in Eukaryota, Viridiplantae, Streptophyta, Magnoliopsida, Brassicales, Brassicaceae. Gene Ontology annotation, molecular function: zinc ion binding. The record is from RefSeq and is a predicted model, not a curated record. The coding region runs from base 263 to 2605 and encodes 780 amino acids. The transcript has 6 exons.
CUAAUGAUGAGGGCUACAAUUAUAGGGCAGCAGCUAAACAUUAAAUGCAACCUUAGCUUUAGAGAUUUUGGGAUGUAGAUACAAGUGUAUGUAUCUACGCAUGUCUUUUAUAUCAUCCUCUUUACGAGCAGAAGUCGGACGAAUGUAGUAAGCAGAAACUAAAACCACUUUCACUACCGGUUUAGAUUAGAAGUCACCCUUGAAUAUUAAGAAGAAUUUCCAAUUACAGAUCCAGAGUGGGGGCUACCUAAAGCCAUUGAAGAUGGUUGGAUGUCUCGUACAGCUCUUACGGGGGGUUUGGUCGCAAACAGAAUACGAUGAAUGGAGAUUUCAAAUAGAUCCUGGAAAUUUAGAGUACAGAGCUAUGGUGGGAGGAAGUGAAUCGAUUGAAUCAUUGGAGACUACUAUACGUCAAGGAUUUACGCUUCCACCUGAAACUCCGAUAACUCUAACUUACCGGCUACCGUCAUGUAUGGUCGUACCAGAUAGGAAUAGAACACCACCGGUGACGAUAGUUUCCAGAAACGACAUUGAUAUCAUGAUGGGUCUAAGACAGUCCUUUUCGGAGCUCGCACUAUGUGUGACAACCGGGUCAGAGGCGGUUGCACGUUAUAAGUUGAUGACAUCAAAUACCCCAUUAAAUAACACCGCAUCUUUCGUAGAUGAAGUUCCCAACGUGCGUGCAGGAGUUGGAAACAAUGGUGAUGAUGGUACAAUCUAUCACUCGAAAUGUAAUAACUUCUCCACCACUGAAGAAACAUCUUCGACGGUAGGAUGGCGGAACAAUAGGGGACCUGUUGACAAUGAUGAUUUAAUAAAUCUGGUUGAUUUUUCUUCUGAUGGAGAUAGUGAUCUUGGGGAUCCAAUGCACAAUGCUAAUGAACUCCACGUUGGGAUGGUUUUUAAAAACCGGGAAGAAUUUAAACAACACAUCGCCUUGUAUGCUAUACAUUGGAAAUUCCGGUAUCGCACCCCAAGAUCCGCGCCGGAAGGAAUGGUGCUCAAAUGCUUCAGUACGACCUGUACAUGGCGUGUUUAUGCAGUGCGUCUCAAGGAUUCUGAAACGUAUGAGGUCAGGAAGAUGAAUGAUACACAUACUUGUUCAGUGGAUGAUCGUUCUGGUUACCAGACGCAUGCAACACAUAAGAUGGUUGGCGAGAUGGUGAGAAAACAGUUUCUAGGAAAUGGAGUUGGUCCUAAGCCCCGCGAGAUCAGACAAAUGAUGCAAGAAAAUCAUGAUGUCCGUAUUUCUUAUUGGAAAGCUUGGCGUUCAAGAGAAAUUGCACUUGGCUAUGCGAAAGGGACAUCAUCUGAAUCUUACAAUCUCCUUCCCAAAUACCUAAAUAAUUUGGUGGCUGCAAAUCCAGGCACACUUGCAGAGAUCCACACAGAGUUUGAUGAAAACAUUGGAACUAGGUUUAAAUAUAUGUUCCUCGCGCUGAAUGCUUCAAUAAAGGGGUUUGAAUACAUGCGGAAAGUGGUUGUUGUGGAUGGAACACAUUUGCGAGGAAAGUAUGCAGGAUGCCUAUUGACAGCAUCUACACAAGAUGGAAACUACCAGAUAUUUCCUCUGGCAAUUGCGAUUGUUGAUGGAGAGAAUGAUCUAUCUUGGGAAUGGUUUUUCACAAAGCUGAAGUCGUUUGUCCCUAAUAACGAAGAUGUUGUCUUUGUCUCCGACCGACAUUCGUCAAUCUACUAUGGCUUGUCAAAGGUGUACCCCAACGCAAGACAUUGUGCAUGCCUCUUGCACUUGAAAAGAAACAUCAAGACAUAUUACAAGAGCAAGCAUCUCGGUUUUCUAGUGGCAAAAGCAGCAAGAGCGUACCUAUUAUCCGAUUUCUACUAUAUUUUCAACAAGAUUAAAAAUAUUAAUGGCUCUUGUGCAGAGUAUUUGGAGGGAAUAGGAUUCGAGCACUGGACUCGUUCCCAUUUUAAAGGCAAUCGAUACGACAUUAUGACAAGCAACAUUGCGGAGUCUUGGAAUGCAGUAUUGCGAGAAGCAAGGGAGUAUCCAGUAUUGCCAUUAGUGGAGUUCAUCCGUUCAAAACUAAUGACAUGGUUUUCCACAAGAAGGGAGGCUGGAUUAACUGAUUCUGAUGGUUUAACCCCAAGAGUAGUGGCCAUACUUGCUUGGAAUUUUGAAACAUCUGUGGGUUAUAAUGUGGAAAAGAUUAAAGAGUUGGAAUACGAGGUCAAGAACAAAGAAGGCGUCGCCUUUCACGUUUAUCUUUCAGACAAAAGUUGUAGUUGUUAUGAAUUUCAGAUGUUACAAAUCCCAUGUUCCCACGCAGUAGCUGCAGCCGUCCAUUCAAAGAUAAGGGUGGAAUCAUUAGUUGCAGUCGAGUACAGUAUUGGACACUUGCGAGGGGCAUAUAGUGAAGGGAUUUCACCAUCUAUUGACAGCCAAAACAUAGAUGAUAUCAACGCAGAAGUACCCGAGUUUACCUUAUUCCCACCAGCAUGUAGGCGUCCACCCGGUAGGCCCCGAAAAAAGAGAUUCUUCUCACGUGGAGAGUUCUGUAUGAAGAAAACAAGGAAACAAGUUGUGUGCAGUCGCUGCAAAGGAAGUGGUCAUAACCGUGCUACUUGUAAAAUGCCAAUAUAAGAACUUACAAAAGUGUUAUAUAUGAAGAGGGGAUGUGACGGUGAAUGAAGGUGUAAGCAACGAAGGUGGUAGUUGUGACUAAGUAACUUUAGUUUAAAUAAAGUAAAUUAUGUGUGAUAUUGUAGUAUUGUACAAGAAUUUGAAAGUGCCAUGAUGUUUGUAACACCGCAUAUGAAUAAAUAAUGAAAUCCCCUUUUCAGUAA